CCCCUGUAGCGCGCGCACCGCCUCGCCCCGCGGUCUCGCCGCCAAGUGCCCCGAAUCCGGCGCGGGGUCCGCCGCGAUCGCCUCGCCCAGCCAAAACCCCACACCCUCCGGCUGUCCGCCGAGCACACGGCCGCCUGUGAGCACGCGAACCCCCCCGGCUGUGGACGCCACGCGGAGCGCCCGAUGGCCGGCCACAGUAUGUCGGUUCCGCUCCGACCCGAAGCCUAUAAAUUCCUCGCCGCCCAUUUCCUCCUGCUGCUCUUCCUCGCCCCCCACUCUCGACGCCCGCGAGCCCGCGCCCGUCGUAUGCCGCAAUGGACCGCACCCGCCCAGACGCUGGUGGAAGCAACCCCGACGCGCCCUACUGCGCGGCGGCCGCGCUGCUGCUGGAGCCCAAGCUCGAGGACGAGGAGCUGCCGCUGCGGCAGCUGGCGUCCCCGGGCCCCUUCGUGCCCCUGGACCAGCUGAUGCCGGGGCCGGAGCCGGCGGUGGCCGUGCCGCCGCGCCCGCUGGAGGCGCUGCUGCAGGGCCCGCAGCUGCCGCCGUUCCUGUCCAAGACCUACGACCUGGUGAGCGAGCCGGCGCUGGACGGGGUCAUCUCCUGGGGCGCCGCGGGGAACAGCUUCGUGGUGUGGGACCCCUCCACCUUCGCGCGCGACGUGCUGCCGCACAACUUCAAGCACAACAACUUCUCCAGCUUCGUCAGGCAGCUCAACACCUAUGGUUUCCGCAAGGUUCAUGCUGACAGAUGGGAGUUUGCUCAUGAAGAUUUCCUGCGAGAUAGCAAGCAUCUGUUGAAGAGGAUUGUCAGGCGCAGGUCCUCCCCAACACAACAAAGCAGCAUUCAGCAUGGCUCAUCUUCUGGAGAAUCCAAUUUGGACCCUGAGCUCCACACACUGAGGAGAGAGAAGAACGCACUGCUUGAAGAGGUAGCCAGGCUGAAACAGGAGCAUCGUCAGACAAUUGAGCAAAUGAGCACGCUGAAUAACAGGCUGGAGUCGGCGGAGGACAGGCAGAAGCAGAUGGUCUCUUUCCUGGCCAAGCUCCUUCAGAAUCCAAGCUUCGUGAGGCAACUGAAGCUGCACAGGGAGCAGAAGGAGAUUGACUCCAGCAGGGUGAAAAGGAAGUUUCUGAAGCAUGUACCACAUGGCAGUAUAGAGUCAGAGUCCAGCUCACAGUAUGGUGGAGAGAGUGGUUCACAUUUUCCUGCGAGUUCUCCCAUGGCUAUAAGUGCGCACGAUGACAUUGCAGAACUUCAGAAUUUUCUCUUGGAAGACGAUGACCUCAACUUUGGUAUGGAUCCAGACAACAUUGAGCUUGACAGAGUCGAGCAACUGGAUGACAUCGGGGCACUGGUUCAGGGCUUUGAUACACAAGAAGAACUCGAGCUCGGCAGUGGAGCUGAACUACUGGAGAUGCCUCCAGCUUCUGGUCCUCUCGGCCAGGAUCCCACCAUCGGCAGGUCCAAGGGAAAGAGUGAGCUGUGUCCAAGAUUGGACGCUAUCUCUUCUGAAGCCAGCUACCUCGGAUCAAUAUCGGACACUAUGGGCGCGCUUUCAGGCACCAUGCUAGGGACAGCAAGCACAAUGAUGGACGCUGAUGAGGAACAAAUGUGGGGCGUGGAUGCUUCAGCACCUCUGCAAAGCACUUGCAGCGGCUCUAGUCAGCAAACCUUCAGUCGCCUUGCCAGUGAUCCCUAUCUGAUGGACAUUGCCAACAAGCCUGAGAAAUUCUGGGACCUUGAUUUUCAGACACUAGAUCAAGGAGAUCUGCAGCUGGACAAGUGUGCUAUUGAUGAUCCUACUCUUCACCAGCGGCAGCAACAACGAAACAUGAAGGAUCCCUAGAUCAAUUGCUGUGUGAUACUCUAUCGACCUAAGUAGUAAAGUAUGGACGUUGCUGUAAUUAUUUUGAUAUUUAGGAGGCUACUAAAAUCCUAGAUAUGCCUACUAUGGCACUUAGUAGUAGUAAUCGUAUGUUUUUGUUUCCCAUUCGUUCACCCUAGUGUUUUUUAAUGGAAACUUCUAUCCUAUGAUUUGUUCGGAGCAGUUGAUGACUGCUCGGCCGAUUCUUUUUGUUCCCAAUUGUUAUUGGUUGUUUCUUC
Molecule: messenger RNA, 2104 nt
Organism: Panicum hallii
Lineage: Eukaryota; Viridiplantae; Streptophyta; Magnoliopsida; Poales; Poaceae
Product: heat stress transcription factor A-3-like
Exons: 2
Coding region: 315-1847 (510 amino acids)
Biological process (GO): regulation of transcription by RNA polymerase II
Cellular component (GO): nucleus
Molecular function (GO): DNA-binding transcription factor activity; RNA polymerase II cis-regulatory region sequence-specific DNA binding
Source: RefSeq, a predicted model, not a curated record